GAGCUGUACAAGGCGGAUGACUUCCGUAUGUACUGUAUGAAGGUGUUGCCGUGCAGCAAGCGCUUCUGCCAUGACUGGACGGUGUGCCCCUACUCUCACCCGGGCGAGAAGGCCAAGCGCCGCGACCCGCGCCUCUACUCCUACACCGGCAUCGCCUGCCCCAACAUGAAGAAGGACCAGAGCUGCACGCGCGGGGACGCCUGCCCGUAUGCGCACAACGUAUUCGAGUACUGGCUGCACCCGACGCGCUACCGCACACAGCUCUGCAACGACGGCGAGAAGUGCGCGCGCAAGAUAUGCUUCUUCGCGCACACCCUUGAGGAGCUGCGCGUGCCGGCCAACAAGCCCUUUGUGCCCCCUGAGGCCCUGGCAGCCGCCACCACCACUGCCACCCUGGAGGCCGCCCGCAAGGCCGGCGCCGCCGCCGACAGCCCCAACAAGGUGUGCUCUCACUUUAACGUCUCUUGUUUGCCUUGUUGA
Coccomyxa subellipsoidea C-169 is the source of this 480-nucleotide messenger RNA. RefSeq lists its product as hypothetical. The record is from RefSeq and is a predicted model, not a curated record. The transcript is spliced from 3 exons. The annotation marks the transcript as partial. Lineage: Eukaryota; Viridiplantae; Chlorophyta; Trebouxiophyceae; Coccomyxaceae. Gene Ontology annotation, molecular function: metal ion binding.